Molecule: messenger RNA, 935 nt
Organism: Triticum aestivum (bread wheat)
Lineage: Eukaryota; Viridiplantae; Streptophyta; Magnoliopsida; Poales; Poaceae
Product: protein NAR1-like
Exons: 8
Coding region: 111-935 (274 amino acids)
Source: RefSeq, a predicted model, not a curated record
UUAAAAAAAAGCAAGUUGUGGUGAGUACAAAACCUCCAGAAGAAUCGGUCAAGAUUUCUCUCAAGGACUGUUUAGCUUGCAGUGGUUGCAUAACAUCAGCAGAGACAGUUAUGCUUGAGAAGCAAAGCUUGGAUGACUUUGUUACUCGCAUCAACUCUGGCAAAACCGUCAUCGUAUCUAUGUCUCCCCAGUCAAGAGCAUCAUUAGCUGCAUUCUUUGGUCUUUCUCAGUCACAGGUUUUCAAAAAACUAACUGCUCUGUUCAAGUCGAUGGGCGUGAAGGCAGUGUAUGACACAAGUAGUAGUCGAGAUCUGGCCCUAAUUGAAGCAUGCAAUGAAUUUAUUUCACGCUAUAAGCUGAGUCAAUUGUCUAGCGACAAAGAAGUUGGAACAAGUCUUCCUGUGCUUUCAUCUGCAUGUCCAGGUUGGAUAUGCUAUGCUGAAAAGACUCUUGGUUCAUAUAUCUUGCCCUACAUCUCAUCUGUAAAGAGUCCCCAACAAGUGAUUGGUGCAGCUAUCAAGCAUCACAUGGUUGAAAAACUUGGUCUCAAGCCGUAUGAUGUGUAUCAUGUUACUGUGAUGCCCUGUUAUGAUAAAAAACUUGAAGCUGUCCGGGGCGACUUUGUUUUCUCAGUGGAAGAAAAGGAAGUUACAGAGGUGGACUCGGUAUUGACAACUGGUGAAGUGUUGGACUUGAUACAGUCCAAAUCUGUUGAUUUCAAGACAAUGGAGGAAUCUCCUUUGGACAGAUUAUUAACAAAUGUUGAUGAUGGUGGUCAUCUAUAUGGGGUUUCUGGUGGCUCGGGUGGUUAUGCGGAAACCAUCUUUCUUUAUGCAGCACGUGCACUCUUUAAUAGGGAAAUAGAAGGCCCACUUGAUUUCAAAAUCUUGCGAAAUUCAGAUUUCUGUGAAGUUACACUGGAGCAAAGUAUUUAG